GUCCCUGCAGCAGCUGAGGUGCCUGUGUCUCUCUGGUUCCCAGUGGCUGCCAUCAUGCUCUCCUCCCCACUCAGGGUGGCUGUGGUGUGUGCGAGCAACAUCAACAGGAGCAUGGAGGCCCACAGCAUCCUCAGGAGAAAAGGGCUAAGUGUCCGGUCUUUUGGAACUGAAUCUCAUGUGAGGCUACCAGGACGAAGACCCAAUCAUCCUGUAGUUUAUGAUUUUGCAACAACAUAUAAGGAGAUGUACAAUGACCUCCUCAGGAAAGAUAGAGAAUGCUACACCCACAAUGGAAUCUUACACAUCUUGGAAAGAAAUGAGAGAAUCAAGCCCGGCCCAGAAAGAUUUCAGGAGUGCACCGAUUUCUUUGAUGUCAUCUUCACCUGUGAGGAGAGUGUCUAUGACACAGUGGUGGAAGAUCUGUGUUCCAGAGAACAGCAGACCUUGCAGCCUGUGCACGUGAUCAACAUGGACAUCGAAGACACCCUGGAAGGUGCCAUCCUGGGAGCUUUCCUCAUCUGUGAGAUUUGCCAGUGCCUGCAGCAGUCCGACGACAUGGAAGACAGUCUGGAGGAGCUGCUGUUGCAAAUGGAGGAGAAGGCAGGAAAAAGCUUUCUUCACACUGUCUGCUUCUACUGAAGAUCUGGGCUGGCUUUGUCCCUUUCCUCAGUAAGAACUUAGGCAUGGGACUUUAGUCCAGAUUGAUUGUGAGAAGUAUCUGCAAAGACCUUCCACUGAGUGCUGUUUGUAUUACUUUUGUACAUAUCACCUGGCACCUGGAAAGAGACUAUUACCAAGAAAAUAUUUUAUGGGAAAUGAGAAGGACUAACAGUUUUAAAAGCACUGAAAAAUGCUUGGCAUUGUUCUAGGUGCAUUACAUAGAAUAACUGAUUUAAUGCUUAUAUCAUUCUACAGGGAAGCUAUCCCACCAUGACUGCGUUUUCCAGAUGAGCAAACCGAGCUGAUAAUGGACUGCUGGAAAAAUGAUUUGUUUAAGGGUAUUCAGCAGAUAAAUAACAUUGUAUAGAUAAGCACCUUUUAAAUAAACUUCCUUUUCUCAAUUUGAGUGGUUUUUUUUUUAAUUUUUAAAUUUUUUAAGUUAGUUGAGACCAAUGGAGUGUGGUAUAUUAACUUAAAUGUUGUUCUUCUUUAAUAGAGUAUAAUAUUACAUGUUUGAACAGAUAAAUGUUUUCACAUAUAGAUUAUAUCUUUUUUACUAAUGCUCACUUUAAUAGGUAAAAUCGAAGUUGGAUAAUGAACUACAUAUUAUUGUAAAAUUUGGAAUUAUCUACUCAAAUAAUAGGUCAUCAAAUUAAAUGAAAUAAAAAAUUUAAAUAAAAAAAAAA
Molecule: messenger RNA, 1346 nt
Organism: Pongo pygmaeus (Bornean orangutan)
Lineage: Eukaryota; Metazoa; Chordata; Mammalia; Primates; Hominidae
Gene: SSU72L6
Product: SSU72 like 6
Exons: 1
Coding region: 55-639 (194 amino acids)
Biological process (GO): mRNA processing
Cellular component (GO): nucleus
Molecular function (GO): phosphoprotein phosphatase activity
Source: RefSeq, a predicted model, not a curated record